Messenger RNA from Klebsormidium nitens, 1426 nucleotides. NCBI's taxonomy places the organism in Eukaryota, Viridiplantae, Streptophyta, Klebsormidiophyceae, Klebsormidiales, Klebsormidiaceae. The record is from the annotation of a GenBank genome assembly.
AUGUCGUGGAAAUUGAGGGAUUAUUUGGAACAAGUUAGGGACGCGAUUGAGUACAAGGAGGGUGCCACGCUUGCGUCACUGCUGUCCAUCACAUCCGCUGACAACAGGCAGCGGAUAGCGCAGGCAUUCAGAGCAAACCCUCGGCUCAAUGUGAACUCAGAGGUGAGCUUCCUGGCCCCUCCUUGGAACGACAUCCUCGCCAACCUGGUCAAGGCGGCGCAAGCAUACGACAACAACCACUUUGCAGAGGCGUACGGAUGUCUUGUCACCACUUUCCUGGGUUUCCUGCACGACUUUCGAAAUUCGGAAACGCCAUGGAACAUGCGGGCGGUGCACAUGCUGUCCAAGGACAUGAAGAUACUCGCAGAAAAGGCUGACCAAGAGCUAGGCUUGGAGGGCAGCGAGGAGGGUAAGCAGUACGACGUGGGCCGGCGGCUCAACGGGGCUUUCCCUGCCUUUGGUUCCAAGGUCAAGCGGCCCGGCAUGCUGUUCAUAGUCAACCUCCUCUUCCGGAUCUACUUUAGGUUGAACACCAUUAAGCUAUGCCGCAACCUGAUCAACGUCAUCGAGCCACGGGCGCCCGCUGUCGGAACUGACUUUAGCACCUUCCCUGCGGGAGAGAGGGUGACUUACUGCUUCUACACCGGUCGUUUGGCGGUCUUUGAUGACGACUUCGUUCGGGCGAAUCAGCAGUUGUCGUUCGCGUUCGAGCACUGUCACCGAAACCACGCGCGGAACCAGCGGCGGAUUCUCAAGUACCUCAUUCCCGUCAAGCUCACGCUGGGGAGCCUGCCAAACCUGGACCUUGUUCGACGACACAACCUCACAGAGUACGAGGACUUCGUCGUGGCCGUACGAACGGGGAACAUCCAGCUGUUUGAACGCGCCCUAGAAACCAAUGAGGUCAGGUUCCUUAAGUCGGGCGUAUACCUGACCCUCGAACGGUUGCGUGCCUACGUGUACCGGACGUUGAUCAAGCGGAUCGCCUCCAUCCAGGCUCAACGACAGCCUGACACGUGGCACCAGAUGAAGCUGUCGCUCAUACGGACGGCUCUCAAGUCGUUAGGGGACGAAAUGGACGACGAUGAGGUUGAGUGUCUUCUAGCAAACCUGAUAUACAGAGGGGCGAUCAAGGGCUACUUGCAUCACCGAAACAAGAUCAUGGUGCUGGGCAAGACGGGGGCGUUUCCAAAACUGAGUACACUAUCGCCCAGUUGACGUAGUGGAAAGUUGCUGCCUUGCGUCAUAAGCCUAGCACGAUUGCUUCGAAUGCCUUGCUGAGCAUGAGCGGAAACGCCGUUUUAUUCGCAUACCGGUUGCCCCUCAGAAAGUUAUCUAGCUUGGGGCCGUGCCCAGUUCCAAGAUGGCAUGCCCGAGCCCAGUCCGUCGAAAGCAUGCACAAUCCACUCCUUUUGAAUCGACUUUC